Messenger RNA from Amaranthus tricolor (Joseph's coat), 1598 nucleotides. Its product is annotated as alpha-galactosidase 3. Gene Ontology annotation, biological process: carbohydrate metabolic process. The coding region runs from base 100 to 1413 and encodes 437 amino acids. The transcript has 15 exons. The record is from RefSeq and is a predicted model, not a curated record. NCBI's taxonomy places the organism in Eukaryota, Viridiplantae, Streptophyta, Magnoliopsida, Caryophyllales, Amaranthaceae. Gene Ontology annotation, molecular function: hydrolase activity, hydrolyzing O-glycosyl compounds.
UGGUUUCUGGAGGAGUCUAUUACUAUCAAGAAGUUAUUUAAAGUUGCAUCUCUCCACAUUUUGGCACCACCUUGAUCAAGACUUGGCAGAAAGAUAACAAUGGAGGUCAACAAAAUCUGUACACUUCCUUGUUUACUUCUCCUAUUUUUAUGUCUAUGUCUGUCAUCAAUUUCUGUCACCAUAGCUACCACACCUAACCCACCUCUUCACGAUUUCAACACCAACAAAUUACUAUUUUCUCCAAGAUUUAAUAAAAUUUAUGAUACUUCUAAGUAUGGAAAAUUUCAGCUCUUUAAUGGCUUGGCUUUGACUCCUCAAAUGGGGUGGAAUAGUUGGAACUUUUUUGCCUGCAAUAUAAAUGAAACAGUUAUCAAGGAGACAGCUGAUGCCCUAGUUUCAACUGGAUUGGCUAAAUUAGGUUAUAUUUAUGUAAACAUAGAUGAUUGCUGGAACAAAGCAACUCGAGAUUCAAAGGAUCAAUUAGUUCCUGAUCCAAAAACAUUCCCCUCGGGGAUUAAAGCGCUUGCUGACUAUGUUCAUGCUAAAGGGCUCAAGCUUGGUAUCUAUUCGGAUGCUGGGGUUUUUACAUGUCAAGUUCGACCAGGAUCACUUUUCCACGAAGAUGAUGAUGCCAAGCUUUUUGCCUCUUGGGGUGUUGAUUAUCUAAAAUAUGACAACUGCUACAAUUUGGGUAUUCCACCAAAAAAGAGAUAUCCUCCAAUGCGUGAUGCACUAAAUGCAACUGGGCGUCCAAUCUUUUAUUCACUUUGUGAAUGGGGUGUUGAUGACCCCGCCUUAUGGGCUGGGGAGGUCGGCAAUAGCUGGAGAACGACAGAUGACAUAAAUGAUUCUUGGGCUAGUAUGACUACUCUUGCUGAUCUAAAUAACAAGUGGGCAUCUUAUGCAGGCCCUGGUGGAUGGAACGAUCCUGAUAUGUUAGAGGUGGGAAAUGGUGGGAUGACUUACCAUGAGUACCGCGCACAUUUUAGCAUUUGGGCUUUGAUGAAGGCUCCUUUAUUGAUUGGCUGUGAUGUAAGAAACAUGACACCCGAGACAAAGGAAAUUCUUAGCAACACAGAGGUGAUUGGUGUAAACCAAGAUCCUCUUGGUGUCCAGGGAAGAAAGGUUCAUGCAUUUGGACCAGACGAUUGUCGUCAGGUUUGGGCAGGCCCGUUAUCUGGAAAUAGGCUAGUUGUUGCUCUUUGGAAUCGAUGCUCGAGUGCUACUGUGAUUACUGCUCAAUGGAACGUUCUGGGACUUCAAUCUUCUGUUCAUGUUUCCAUUCGAGACUUGUGGCAGCAUGAGGUUGUUGUUGGAGAUGCAGUGUCAUCGUAUGGUGUUCGUGUUGAGUCUCAUGAUUGUGCCAUGUAUAUAUUCACCCCCAACACGUCUGGGUCGCUCUCGGACAUGUAACUUAACAUUCAUAAUCACUCAAGUUUCCAGGGUUGAUAUAAGAUGUGGAUUCUGGUGGUUUGAUGUACAUUGUAAAGUGGAAUUUCAACUGCAAACUUAAAUUUGAUGCAUUCUGUAAAUCAAUAUACUACAAUGACAUUUGUUGUUCCCUUUUUCCUCGGAGAAACAAAUAAAAGUUUCAUUCA